UCACAAUAAUCUGUGGGUAUAUAAGCGAGAUGUUGAGCAAGUGCUUUCGUAUUAACCAAAACUUAAAAUGAAAAUAUUAAUAGCAGCGGCUUUUUUCUGCGCGGCAAUAUCUUUGUCAACUGCUGCGCCAAAGAAGGCGAAAAAUGAGGCGCCAAAAUUAAUUGUAAUCUCUUUGGACGCUUUGAUGUUCAGUCAAAUUCAAAAAAAUGUAACACCAUUUAUAUAUAAUUUUUAUAAAAAGGGUGUUCAUUGUCCUAAAGUGAGACCCGUAUUUCCAACCAAGACAAUGACAAACCAUUUCUCAAUCGCAACUGGGUUAUACGCUGGUUCGCAUGGUGUCACCAAUAAUCGGAUUUACGACAACCUAAAAAAGAAUAAGGUUAGUUAUUCGGCCGAAUUCUUCCAGUCGAGAGUUAACGUCACCCCAAUUUGGACGCUCAAUGAAAUGGCUGGAAAACAUUCAGCUGUAUCUAUGUGGGCAUCGUCAGAAUAUGAAUUUCGAGGAAUUAUGCCAACGUAUGUAGAGAAGUAUGCCAGGGAUGAUCCGUGGAAGCCUCGCAUUGAUAAAAUCAUCCCAUUAUUGAAGAGUAAGGAAAAUGCAGUUGAUUUCGUCAUGUUUUACUCGGAACAACCGGACAGCACCGACCACGAAUUCUCACACAAAUCUGUUCAAGUAACUGAGAGAUUAAAGGACAUGGACGCUAUGGUGAAGUAUUUGAUGGAACAAGUUAAAAAUGCAGGACUUGCACCAAGAACUGACGUCAUAAUUAUGUCCGAUCAUGGAAUGGAAUUCGUUACUGCCGAUGAUAACUUUAUAGUCGAUUUGUCCAAAUACGUAAGUUAUGAUACGUGCCAAAUGUAUGGAGAUUCGGCCGUGAUGCAAGUUGUCGCCAAUGAUGGACAAGAUAUAGUAGAAAUAUGCAACAAACUUAAAAAUGGUAGUCGUCAAAAUAAACAUUUUAAAGCUUAUUUGAACGAUGAUUUACCCGAAUAUUGGCAUGUGCGCAACGAACGACUGUUCGGACCUUGUACUGUUGUCGCAGAACCCGGCUAUGCCUUUGAGAAUAUAAAGAAUUAUUUCGCUUUGUUCUCCAACUACCAUCAUGGAAGGAAAUACGGAUAUCACGGCUAUGAUAACAAAGCUCCAUCGAUGCAAGCAACAUUCCUGGCCAAUGGACCACGAUUCAAGAAAAGUGUUCGAAUUAAAUACAUGGAGAUAGUCGAUAUGUUUCAUUUAUUCGCCAGGCUACUCGGCAUUGAAAGUCUCGUUCCAGAUUUAAAUAUUGACGGUAUCGACAAACCUGAUUUAUGGGCCAAAAUGCUGAAACAAUUGUAAAAUAAUCCGCUCAUAAAAAUAAAUUCAAACUCAUAAAAGGAUUCAAGAUACUUUAAAAACAAGCAGCAAAAAUGACUUAUAUUCAAAGUUUUAUUCAAUACUUCUUUCGAAAUUAUCCAAAAGAAGUUCAAAAAAAUUUCUUUCACACAUUUUUUCAAAAUUUAAGAUGUUAAAGUUCUUUCUAAAUCAAUUAAAUUUCAAAUCUGCAUCCCAA
Molecule: messenger RNA, 1550 nt
Organism: Contarinia nasturtii (swede midge)
Lineage: Eukaryota; Metazoa; Arthropoda; Insecta; Diptera; Cecidomyiidae
Product: ectonucleotide pyrophosphatase/phosphodiesterase family member 5-like
Exons: 5
Coding region: 68-1336 (422 amino acids)
Source: RefSeq, a predicted model, not a curated record